UCUGCAGAUACUACAUAGCAAGUGUGGAUCGUGCAGUUUGUGUAACAUGAAACUAGUGUUUUUAAAUUUGGUUUUGAUCUCUUUGAUCGGUCCAAUUGUGAGUUCUCUACCUACACAAGGUCCUAGCUCACACUCCGGAGCCGUAUUACCUGAAGAGCCAUCAUCUGCGACAGCCCAAGAUGACAAAAAGGACAAACCAAAACAAUGGCUACCAAACCCUACUCCUGGAAGCUUAGGAUUAGGUUUAUCGGAACCUUACAAAAGAGAAUUUGAAGAGCUUGAAAACUAUUUGAAAAAAACUGAAGGAUUGUCAGCUGUUAUUUCAGCGUUACCUUCAUUGGAGCAAUUCCUUGCCUCUGUUGACCCGAAUAGAAACAAAAUUCCAUCCCCGGCCGUAUUACCUGAAGAGCCAUCAUCUGCGACAGCCCAAGAUGAUAAAAAGGACAAACCAACCGUAUUACCUGAAGAGCCAUCAUCUGCAACAGCCCAAGAUGAUAAAAAGGACAAACCAACCAAAUCAGAUGAAGAACUACUGGCGGAAACUCGGUCAAAGCUUGCUAGAUCAUGCUGGAACACAAUUGGAAUCCGGUCGUGUCUGCACCGGAUAAAAGCUUGGUGGAAAAAGAUGAAAAACUAG
Molecule: messenger RNA, 637 nt
Organism: Macrosteles quadrilineatus (aster leafhopper)
Lineage: Eukaryota; Metazoa; Arthropoda; Insecta; Hemiptera; Cicadellidae
Exons: 7
Coding region: 47-637 (196 amino acids)
Source: RefSeq, a predicted model, not a curated record